UACUCCAGUGAUAAGUCGUCGGGGAAAGAUGUAGUCAAUUGUCCGUGGAUCCUGUGAGGAUGUAUAGCGUGCGAAUGUAUAGAAAGUGUAUGGGGUAUGUAGGUGAAAAAGGAGCUAUAUAAGUAUAUAGGACACAUUGAGAGAGAGAGAAGUGCAAGACUAAUGCAGUGGAUGAACGGCUGAAAUAUGCUUCUGUGCCGUCUUAUUUACCACGAAACUACACCAAUUUCAUGUGAAUGAGAAUAAAGGGGAUCCUUAUACUUGUGCAAAAGACUUCCUAGUUAAAAGAGAAAAUAAAAAAAAGCAGUGCAUGUGUUUCAAAUGUAAUCUACACUGAGAUUUGCAAAGAAAGAUUUUCUCCAUUAGAAGGAAACCAGAGAGAUGUAGAGAAAGAUAAAUAUUAUAGGAAUGGUUUUAUUUCAUUGUGUGCGCAGUGGUAGUUCUAAAUUCAAAGUUUUCUUAAAAACCUUACAUCUCUCUUUAUGUGCGGGAAAUGCAUUUUGAGAUGCAUAUAUAUGUGCUGUGAAGAGACCUUAAUGAAAUCAGUACGCAAAUCCACAACACUCUUUAUUUCAUGUGGAUAAAUGUGGUGAAAAUGAGUGUACGUAGUAAAUAGACAAAAAAAAACCCACCCCUUAGAGAGAAAAAAAUAAGAACAUCCAAAUCAGAGAAAGACUAAAAAGUCAACACGGUGCUGUGUGGGAGACUAAAUUCACAUAGCUGUGCAUUAAAUAAACCAGACUGUGUUAAUUAAAUUUUUGAAUUUUGCCUCCACCGCCGUAGCACUGUAUAUAUUAAUGCAAUUGUGUCGUGAUUGUUACAUUUGUGGAGGAGGUUAUACAACCGAUAAUGAACCCUGAUAGUUAAUGCAUUUGAAAUUGGAUCCGUUUGAUGUUAUAUACCUACUAUAUGUGCCCUCCCCCAAAGGAAGGAAUGCGGAAAAUGUGUGACGUGUGAUGUGGUGCAGACGCAGCUGAAAAUUUUUGAAAUACAGAAACUCACACACACACAAAAUGCAAAGUGAUGUGUGGGGAGGAAAAUGUGAAAAGUGUCUGAAAGCUAUGAUAUCUCAUUAAAUUUAAACUCCCUAUGGCGGAGUUUCUAUUUCGCUUUCAAUUCAGCUGAAAUUUAAGAAGCAAAAAAAAACGAACGAACGAACUUCUAGAAUAAAAAAAACAACUCAUUACGUGGUUUAAAAAAAAAAGAAAUUAAAAAAAUUGAACAAAAAAAACGAAUUACCUGAACCUUCCAAUCAUAUCUUCUUCCUUUUUCCCAACGAAAAUAACAAAGAAAAAAUCAACCCUAUUCAUAUAUGUUUAGCAUUAACAAAAAAAAAGGAAGUAUAUAGCGUGGAAAAAUAAGGGAAUAAUUCUCUAAAUUUAAUGAUGAUUCCAUUAAUUAUUAUCUGGAGCACAUUUCACGAUGUAAUCUCUCUAUUGUGCGCUUUUGAGCAGCAAUCACAGAAAAAUCCAUAUAAAUUUGAUUGUUUAGGCACAUAGGAGGAUUUCCAGCAGGUAGACGUGGUGCGGAGAAAAUCCUCAACAUUGUUCCUGUGUGUGUGGGUCCAUUUUGCUUUUUAGCAUCUCACCAUAGCGCACUAAAAGAAAAAAAAGGAAAAAAAAGCAGAGAACAAGAGGUCAAAACGAGGGUGCUAACGAGCUGGAUUAGGAUGAGGAAUCUUCUACUUGACACCCAAGCGACGACAUCGAAAUUUUCCAUGCUUGCACUUUUCUUCUCUAUCCUCUUGAUAUGGACACAGCCAAUCUAUGGAUCUCAUGGAAAUUUCUCGGAUUUUCCAUUCAUCCAAUACCUGACACAUCCACCGGAGAUUAUCAAGAAGCCAUCAAAUCAAGGUGUUCGCGUGGGUGGUGUUGCGAGUUUCUUCUGUGCAGCACGCGGUGAUCCACAACCAACGAUAAUAUGGCGAAAAAAUGGGAAGAAAGUUACUGGUACACAGAGCAGGUAUUCCGUGAUUGAGGCACAUGGGGUAUCCAUUUUGCGGAUUGAACCCGUACGAGCGGGUCGAGAUGAUGCUCCAUACGAAUGUGUGGCUGAGAAUGGGGUUGGUGAUGCAGUUUCAGCCGAAGCAACGCUCACUGUCUACGAAGCUGACAAAACUCCAAGUGGAUUUCCUGUUAUCACGGUUCAGCGGCCUAGCACUCGGGUUAUUGAAAUUGGGCACACAGCUGUUAUGCAAUGCAAAGCAACUGGAAAUCCCAGCCCUAAGCUCUAUUGGUUGAAGGAUGCCAAACGUGUAGAUAUGACUAAUCCACGAUAUAUUCUCAAUGACGGGGGAGAUCUUCAGAUUAAUAAUAGCGAAGAGGAUGAUAUGGGAAAAUAUGAAUGUGUGGCAGAAAAUUCAGUUGGAACGGAACAUUCAAAGCCAACAGUUCUGUAUGUGAAAGUUCGGCGUGUUCCACCUCAAUUCUCCCGACGUCCUGAGGCGCUCAGUGAAGUGAUGCUGGGAUCGAACUUAACACUCACAUGUGUCGCAGUUGGGAGUCCCAUGCCCUAUGUGAAAUGGCGCAAAGGUGACCAGGAAUUGACGCCGGACGAUCAACUACCUAUUGGACGGAAUAUUCUGGAGCUGACAAAUAUUCAGCAUAGUGCAAAUUAUACAUGCAUAGCAGCAUCGACGCUGGGAAUUAUUGAUGCUCCGGCAAUUGUUAAAGUUCAAUCCCUCCCUACAGCACCAACGGAAGUCUCCAUAUCGGAAGUGACUGCGACAUCGGUACGCCUUGAGUGGUCAUACAAGGGACCCGAAGACUUGCAGUACUACGUUAUACAGUAUAAACCCAAGAAUGCCAAUCAGGCAUUCAGUGAAAUAAGUGGCAUAAUUACGAUGUUUUAUGUUAUCCGUGGCCUGAGUCCGUACACAGAGUAUGAAUUCUAUGUAAUUGGUGUUAACAAUAUUGGACGUGGACCACCUUCGAUUCCAGCCACAUGCACAACGGGUGAAACAGAAAUGGAAAGUGCGCCGAGAAACGUGCAAGUGCGUCCUCUCAGCUCUUCAACGAUGGUUAUUACUUGGGAGCCACCUGAAACGCCAAAUGGGCAAGUUACGGGCUAUAAAGUCUACUAUACGACAAAUCCAAAUCAACCGGAGGCAUCGUGGGAUUCACAAAUGGUAGACAAUAGCGAGUUAACAACAAUAUCUGAAUUAACGCCACACGCCAUUUACACAGUCCGUGUGCAAGCAUUCACGUCUAUGGGUCCCGGACCAAUGUCGAAUCCGGUGCAAGUAAAAACCCAACAAGGCGUACCGUCGCAACCAAGCAAUUUCCGGGCAAUUGAUAUUGGAGAGACAUUUGUGACUCUAUCUUGGUCGAAACCAUUGCAUUCCGGUGAAAAUAUUGUUCACUAUGAACUAUAUUGGAAUGAUACAUAUGCCAAUGAGCAGCACCAUAAACGCAUUGGCAAUACCGAGAGUCACAAUUUGUCUGGAUUAUAUCCCGACACUCUCUACUAUAUUUGGCUGGCCGCGAGAUCGCAACGCGGUGAAGGUGCUACAACACCACCAAUUCCAGUUCGCACGAAGCAGUAUGUACCUGGAGCACCGCCUCGCAAUAUAACGGCCGAAGCCACAAGUGCAACAACAAUUGCGAUUUCGUGGCAACCACCCCCAAUUGAGCGCUCCAAUGGACGAAUAAUCUAUUACAAAGUGUUCUUUGUGGAGGCUGGUCAGUCGGAUAGUGAGGCCACUGUAACAACAUUGAAUACAACUGAAAUCGUGUUGGAUGAAUUGAAAAAGUGGACUGAAUACAAGAUUUGGGUGCUUGCUGGCACAAGCGUUGGCGAUGGACCGAAAUCCUACCCCGUCACAGUCCGUACGCAUGAAGAUGUGCCCGGAGAUCCACAGGACGUGAAGGCAAUCCCACUCAAUUCCACAUCAAUUCACGUGAGUUGGAAACCGCCAGUUGAGAAAGAUCGCAAUGGUAUCAUCCGUGGCUAUCAUAUUCACAUCCAGGAACUCAAAGAAGAGGGGAAGGGCUUCCUCAAUGAUCCCCUAAAGUUUGACGUGGUUGAGGGUCUGGAGUACAAUGUGACUGGCCUUCAGCCCGAUACACGCUACUCCGUCCAAGUGGCAGCCCUCACGCGCAAAGGGGAUGGCGAUCGGAGCCUGCCGAUCAAUGUUAAAACUCCCGGUGGUGUGCCAACGCGUCCAGUUGUGAAUUUGAAAGCUCUGCGUGACCCAACGGUGUCCAUUGAGCUCGAAUGGGAGCGUCCAAAGCAAACGUAUGGGGAGCUACGUGGCUAUAGGCUACGUUGGGGUGUAAAGGAUCACAUCCUCAAUGAGGAAGUCAUCCAGGGGGCGCAUGUGAAUACGAAGAGAUUCAAUGAUCUCGAACGGGGGGUUGAGUAUGAAUUUCGUAUUGCCGGAAUGAAUCACAUUGGAAUUGGGCAGGAAGCUGUAAAGUACUACACAACACCCGAAGGUGCCCCCAAUGGGCCCCCAACGAAUAUCACCGUUCGCUUCCAGACACCCGAUAUUGUGUGCAUUACGUGGGAUCCACCGCAUCGGGAGUACCGCAAUGGGCAAAUAAAUCGGUAUGAUGUUCAAUUUCACAAGAAGAUCGAUCAUGGGUUGGGUACGGAGAAGAAUACAACGGGGCAUAAGGUGGUCUUUACGGGGCUCGAAGAGAAUACGGAGUAUGUGUUCAGGGUGCGUGCGUACACGCGUCAAGGGGCUGGGCCGUUUAGUGAGAAAAUCAUUGUGGAAACUGAGCGAGACAUGGGAAGGGCUCCAAUGUCCGUGCAGGCUGUUGCAACAUCGGAGCAAACGGUGGAAGUUUGGUGGGAACCCGUACCGUCGCGUGGACGAUUGAUUGGCUAUCAAAUUUUCUACACAAUGACCGCUGUGGAGGACCUGGAUGAAUGGCAGACAAAGGUGCUGGGGCUCACGGAGUCGGCUGACCUAAUAAAUCUCGAAAAGUACGCCCAGUAUGCCAUUGCCAUUGCGGCAAGAUUCAAAUCUGGCCUCGGGAGACUCAGUGAGAAGGUGACGGUGAAGGUGAAGCCGGAGGAUGUACCAUUGAAUCUACGUGCCCAGGAUGUGAGUACCCAUUCCAUGACGCUGAGCUGGUCGCCACCAAUUCGACUCAAUCCAACCAACUACAAAAUCUCCUUCGAUGCCAUCAAGGAGUUUGUGGACUCCCAGGGUAUCACGCAGACACAAAUAGUACCCAAGAGGGAGAUUAUCCUCAAGCACCACGUCAAGUCGCACACGAUUAAUGAGCUCUCCCCAUUCACCACCUACAGCGUCAAUGUGAGCGCCAUACCGGCUGACUAUUCCUACAAGCCACCCACCAAAAUCACAGUCACCACCCAAAUGGCCGCCCCGCAGCCCAUGGUGAAGCCAGACUUCUAUGGUGUCGUCAAUGGUGAAGAAAUUCAGGUGAUUCUCCCGCAAGCCUCUGAGGAGUACGGGCCGAUAUCUCACUACUACCUCAUUGUAGUGCCGGAGGAUAAGUCAAAUUUGCACAAAAAUCCCGAUCAAUUUCUCACCGAGGACAUGCUACCGGGGCGUCGUAUUGAGCGCACAAAUGCCCCAUAUAUUGCGGCAAAAUUCCCCCAGCGGAACAUCCCCUACACCUUCCAUCUGGGGUCCGGGGAGAUUUAUCACAAUUUCACGAAUAAGAAGUUGGAACGUGGCAAAAGGUAUCGGAUCUUUGUGCGAGCUGUUGUUGAUACGCCGCAAAAGCAUCUGUACACAUCGAGUCCCUUCUCGGAAUUCCUUGCAUUGGAUAUGCGUGAGGCUCCACCGGGAGAGCCACCAAAUCGCCCCCUGCCAAAUAUUCCCUUUGAUCCGGAGGUGUCUGUGAAUAAGAAUUCCGAUGAACCUGGGAUGCUGUGGGUGGUUGGACCGAUUAUUGCUGCUCUCUUGCUUUGCGUUAUCUUUGUCUUUGUCUAUGUCAUGAAGCGACGCAGGCAGUCGUGCAAAACCCCCGAUCAAGCUGCCGUGACACGACCACUAAUGGCGGCAGAUUUGGGCGCGGGGCCAGCACCAUCAGAUCCCGUUGAUAUGCGCAGAUUGAAUUUCCAAACACCCGGAAUGAUAAGUCAUCCCCCGAUUCCCAUAACGGAAUUUGCAAAUCACAUUGAUCGCCUCAAAUCGUCGGAUAAUUUGAAAUUUUCCCAAGAGUACGAAAGUAUUGAGCCGGGUCAGCAGUUCACGUGGGAUCAUUCGAAUUUGGAAGUUAAUAAGUCAAAGAAUCGCUAUGCGAACGUUACAGCCUACGAUCAUAGUCGUGUUAUCCUCCAGACGACUGAUUCUCAGGGUUCUGACUACAUCAAUGCGAAUUACUGCGAUGGCUACCGGAAGCACAAUGCCUACGUUGCUACACAGGGUCCCCUUCAGGAUACAUGCGCGGAUUUCUGGAGAAUGUGCUGGGAAUUGCGCACAUCGACAAUUGUCAUGAUGACACGUCUGGAGGAACGGGCAAGGAUUAAGUGUGAUCAGUAUUGGCCAUCGCGUGGGAGUGAAACCUACGGGCAACUCACGGUGACAAUUUCAGAGACUCAGGAACUUGCCACAUACAGCAUCCGGACGUUCCAGGUGUGCAAGCAGGGUAGUGGUGAACGCCGGGAGAUUAAACAGCUGCAAUUCACAGCAUGGCCUGAUCAUGGAGUUCCUGAUCACCCAGCGCCAUUCCUUCAGUUCCUCCGUCGCUGUCGAGCACUCACAGCACCUGAUUCGGGCCCGGUGAUUGUUCACUGCUCCGCAGGUGUGGGCAGAACAGGGUGUUUCAUUGUCAUCGACUCAAUGCUCGAACGGAUGAAGCAUGAGAAGACAAUUGACAUCUAUGGGCAUGUUACGUGCCUCCGUGCACAACGAAACUACAUGGUACAGACGGAGGAUCAGUACAUUUUCAUUCACGAUGCCAUCUUGGAGGCAAUCAUUUGUGGCAGCACCGAAGUCCCGGCGCGCAAUUUGCACAAUCACAUUCAGAAAUUGAUGCAAACUGAACCCGGGGAGAACAUCACGGGGAUGGAGGUGGAAUUUAAGAAGUUGUCCAACGUUAAGGCGGACAGUACGCGCUUUGUAACGGCUAAUUUGCAAUUCAACAAGCACAAGAAUCGUCUGGUGCACAUCCUACCCUACGAAUCCAGCCGGGUGUGCAUUAGUCCCAUUCGUGGGAUUGAAGGGAGUGACUACAUCAAUGCCAGCUUUAUCGAUGGGUAUCGCUACAGGAAUGCCUACAUAGCUGCCCAAGGACCUCUUCAGGAUACAGCUGAGGACUUUUGGCGAAUGCUAUGGGAGCACAAUUCGACAAUCGUGGUGAUGCUGACAAAGCUCAAGGAGAUGGGAAGGGAGAAAUGCUACCAAUACUGGCCACAUGAGCGCAGUGUCCGGUAUCAGUGCUACGUGGUGGAUCCCAUUGCGGAGUACAACAUGCCGCAGUACAAGUUGCGUGAAUUCAAAGUAACAGACGCACGUGAUGGCUCAUCGCGUACAGUGCGACAAUUUCAGUUUAUCGACUGGCCCGAACAGGGUGUACCAAAGUCCGGCGAAGGCUUCAUCGACUUCAUCGGGCAGGUGCACAAGACAAAGGAACAAUUUGGCCAAGAUGGUCCAAUUACGGUGCACUGUAGUGCCGGUGUUGGACGCACCGGUGUCUUCAUCACACUCAGCAUUGUGCUGGAGCGUAUGCAGUACGAAGGGGUGCUGGAUGUCUUCCAGACUGUACGCAUUCUCCGGUCACAGCGUCCGGCAAUGGUACAGACGGAGGAUCAGUAUCAAUUCUGCUAUCGUGCUGCUCUUGAGUAUCUCGGGUCAUUCGACCACUAUGCCAAUUGAGGGGAUUUUUCUAUCCACUUGUGCCAGAAUUUGUGAUGAUCACCCCCUUUCCGCAAGAGGGGGUUCUGUCUGGAUGGGCAACGCACAAAGGGCUUUUGCUGGGAUUUUGUUUACUUUUUUUGUGAGUCCUUCUUUACAACGAAAGUAAGUUUAUUUUAUUUUUUUUUUAUUGAUGAUUUUAUUGAUUUUUUAUUGGAGAAAAAAUUAAUGUUUUAUGCAAAUUUUAGCCUUUAUUCUGUGACUAAGAAAGCUUUAAAAUUUCAAGGAUAUUUCACUGAAAUUUCAAGGAUUUCUUAAUCGCAGAAUACGAUCCUUUAUUGAAUUUCUUGAGAAAACUCAAGGAGAGACAGGAGUUUUAUUUUAAAUUCAAAAUUAAACACAUAAAAGAAAAAACUUUUAAAAAAAUCAUUUUUAUUAAAAUGAAUAACUAAUAGAAACUAAUAAUUGUUAAUCAAGUAAUAAAUUAAAUUGAGAAGCAUCCCAGCAAAAAAACUAAAAUAAUAUACAAACAAAAAAAACUACCUACUGCGGAAUAUUGCCCAUCGUGCUUUACGAAGCGAACUUAAAAGCGCUGAGCAACGUAUAUAAUAUAUCCUGAAACAAUCCGCAAAUUGAAAUGCAUUUAAUAUCGUUGAAAAUGUUUUUACAAAAUAUUUUUCCGAUAGACUAUAUUUAACUUAGAGAACAGUGGAUGGGGGAAGGGGGUAAAUAAUAAAAAUACUAUAUAGUAGUAGAUAAUGAAAAUUAAUUUAAAACAAAAAAAAGCCAGAGAAUGAAGAGAGUUUGGGGAAUAAAAUAAAAAAAAAUUGCUGGACAAUUGAUAUUAAAUGUACGAGAGAGAGAUCGCGUGGAUAGAAAAAAAUUAACUAAAAAAAAAGUUUGUACUCCAAAGUUGAUGAGAAAUUUCCCCUCAGAAGAGUAAAACUAUAUAUAGAUGUGUGAGGAUUCGUUAGGAAAGCAUAAAAUGUGCAUUAUUGAGGUUCUGCCAAUUUAUAUUAAAAAAAAAAAGAAAAGAAAGGAAGAUGAUGAAAAUAAAACACAAUUUAGGGUAUUUUUGGUGGAGAAAAUAACUUUUAGAAAGAUAGAAAAUGAUGAUGAAAAAAAGCUCGCAAAGUGAAAAAAAAACAAAUUGAAAGACUUCAUGUUAAUGCUUUUCCUUUUUCGUGAAAAAAAAAAACAAAACAAACGCUAUAUUGUAUAUCGAAGGGUUGGGAAAUUGUACUUAUAUACAAUUUACAUUUAAAGUCUAGGAGAAAGGGGAGGAAAAAAGGAAAAGUUAGCCUCUUUUGAUCAUAUCAAAGUGAUUGUAUGUGAAUGAUUUUUUUAAUUUAAAAAAAAAAGAAGAAAAUACUCAACAGCUGCAUCCGAGGAGGUUUCACAGAGCCAGGGAUUAUCCAGAAAUUUUCUAGAAUUUUUCAUUUUGAGAAGGCAGGUCAAAGGUAAUCAAGAGAAUUUAACAAAAGGGGUACUUAUCUGAAUGAAAAUCUUCGAAUUAUUCGUCGAGAUUCGAAUUAUUUGUCAGGAUUCGUAUUAUUCUUCGAGAAAAUUCAGAUUAUUUGCAAAAUUCAAAUUAUUUAUUCUAUUUAUUCAAUUAUCAAGAAAGUUCGGAUCAAGCGGUAUUAUUCAGAUUAUUCGUCAAAAUGCACGUUAUUCGUUAAAAUACAGAUUAUUCGUUAAGAUUCAGAUUAUUCGGAUUAUUUGUCAAAUAGUUUCGAAUUAUCCUAUAAAAUUCAGAGUAUUCUUUUACAUUCAGAUUAUUCAUCAAGAUUCAGAGGAUACAUCAAAAAAAAAUAUUCAGAUUAUUUUCAAAAUUCUAACUAUUCGUCAAGAAAAUUCUGAUUAUUCGGCAAGAUUUGGAUAUUUCUUCGAUAAAAUUCAGACUAUUGGCUAAGAUUUAGAUUAUUUAUCAAGAUUCGGAUAAUUCGUUAAAAUUCAGAUUUUUCGUCGAGAUUUCGGAUUAUUCGGCAAAAUUCGGAUUAUUCUUCAAGAAGAUUCAGACUGAUUCAGAUUAUUACUAAAAGGAACACGGAUUAUUUGGCAAAAUACAGAUCAUUCGCUAAAAUUCUGAUUAUUCGUUGAGAUUUUAAUUAUUUGUCAAAAUUCGAACUAUUCAUCAAGAAAAUUCAAAUUAUUCGGCAAGAUUUGUAUUAUUCGGUAAAAUAAAUCGAAAUAUUCGACAGAUAAACACCCCUUGGAAUUUAAAGAAGAGAAGAGGACAAAAAAAAACGAAACUAAAGCUUCGUUAAUAAAACAAUUUAUUUCCCUCUUUUUGGUUAAAGUUCUUUAAGAAAAAAACAAAAAGAAUAAUAAACUUCGGAUGCUUUCCUUGUGUAAAGUUCCCCCAAUGCGCAUAUAUAUAGCAAUUUUAUUUUUCAUGACUUUUUUAAGCAGCAACCACCAAAUUACAUCAAUUUGAACGAAACAAAAAAAUCAUAUAAAAAAUGCACGUGAAUCACUUGGCAAACGAUCUGUUUCCCUCAUUUUCUCUCCCACAAACCACCAAUCAAGUCAUGCGUAAAGAAUUCCCCAACACAUAGUACAUACACAGCAAAAAUAUAAUUUUGGUAAUUUUCAGUAUAAAAAGGAGCUUUUUCCCCAACACGCGAAAGCUUUAAUUUGAAAAAUUUAUCAUAUAGAGCUCUUGAAUUUCCAUCAAUUUAAUUUUCAUUCCCACACACACACACAAAACUCAAUGUAAUUUGUCGUUAGAAAUAAAUUUGAAUGCAGUUGAUAUUACUACGCACGCACAUCACCAUUCAUCGUGGGUGGUUGCAUUUCCCCCUUCCAAAAAAAAGGAUUUUUUUCUCGCCAUUGAGAACUCAUAAUGAUAAUUAUUUUAUUAACUCAUACGCAAAUGCAAAAAAAAAAACAUAUCCAAAAUGCAGUAUUUUUUUUUAUUUUUCAUUUUUUUCCACGUGAAAAAAAUUCAAUACUUUUUAAAGACUGACAAAGUGUAAGGUAAAACGGCAGAAGAGGUACAUACAUAUAUAUAGCAUAUACUUGAAUCAAUUUAUUCUUCUCUAUUAUUAUUUCUAUAUUAUUUUAAGUAUAGGUAUAAUGUCUGUAAGGCUACACACAUAAUAAUAUCCGAAUCAUAUCCUGUGAAAGAAAAGCAAAAUGUGACGUAAACUUUGCAAUGUUUUAGAACAUAGAGGAAGAAUGUUUGUUUGUUGUUACAGUUGGUGUGAGAAGGAGAAGAAAAUAUUUUCAAGAAAAAAAGGUUUUCAUUGGAAAUUUAUUAGAUUUCUCCACAAAAAAUAAAUAUGUCGUUAACACAUUAAGUUCUCAUUUUUAUACGCUGUGCGUGAAAUUGAUUUAUCAUUUGACAGCUACCCGGCUGGCAUAGUUAGAAAAAAAUGUUUUUAACCUUGGAGGACCCGAUAGUUCUUACCACAAAGAUUGACUUUAAUUUUCUUUCAUCAAACGAGAAGUAGUAAUUAAAAUUUUUAUUUUAUUUUGUGAUAAGCUUAAAAAAAGUCGAAUUCACAGCAAUUACUAAAAAUGCCAUCAAUUUUGAUUAAUUCAGUUUCUUCAAAGGAAUAAAAAGCAAGUUUAACCGGAGCUUUCGAUCUCUCAGUUCUACUAAAUUAAACCAAUUAAACCUUAAACAGUAUUACGAUGCUAAUUGUGUUCACUUAAGUUAAAAAAAAAGUCUUUUUGGAAAAAUAAUUCAAAUUUCUUAAGCGUAGUAAAAGUGUCAGAGCACUAUGGGUCAGUCGGGAGACAUUUUUAUACACGUCAGCGUAAAAAAAUAACUUCAGAGUAUUAUACAAAUAUUCAACGUUUUAAACUGUAGAUUUUUGAAUUAUUAUUUUCUUUUAAUUAAUACGAAAAAUAUAACAAUUUUAAUUAUUUAAUUAAAAUAAAAAAUCCAUUUUUUAUUUAACAAAUGCGUGUAAUUUACCUUCCACCAACUGUACAAUAAAACAUUCCAUCAAUGUUCCCCUCCUUGUUUAAAAAAAAAUGAAAAGAAGCUACUUUAGAAAUUUAUUGCAAUAAUGGUGAUAAAAUUUUCAUUUAUAGGAGGGUAAAAAAAAGAAGAAGAAAAAUUAAAUGAAAGAAAAUAACGAAUUACCGGAACUCUUUUAAUGAUUUCUCCGGCAUCUUAAUCAACAUUAUUAAGGAUUUUAUUAUAUAUACAUACGUAUAAAUAAGUGGUAGUUUUAGUUUAUCUUUUUCUACAUUGAACGCAUACAUACAUAUAUUAUUAUAUACUUACUACGAAGGAAAGUAUAUAGAGACGAGCGAUGAUGAUUAAUGAAUGUAAAAUGUGAGUUAGAAUAUGAAUAAUCUUUUUUUGCCAUUUAUUAUAAUAAAUUAAGAAGCAGUCAAUGAUUUCUUUUUUUUUUGUUUUAUUUGAGCAAAAUAAAACAUAAUUUCCAUGCCGAAUUAUAUUCCAAUAUAUUAUAAAAAUUAAUAAAAAGAAAAGAAAUAUAGAGGCGGAGUGUGGAUAAAGCACCUCAGAAAAACAAUAAAUUGCUGUAAGGAAAACAUUGUUACUGUAAAUACAAUGACAAGUAUUAUAUCAUGUAAAUAAAUGAUGAAUGAAAUAA
Messenger RNA from Lutzomyia longipalpis, 12351 nucleotides. RefSeq names its product tyrosine-protein phosphatase Lar (gene Lar). The record is from RefSeq and is a predicted model, not a curated record. NCBI's taxonomy places the organism in Eukaryota, Metazoa, Arthropoda, Insecta, Diptera, Psychodidae. The transcript has 20 exons. Bases 1670 to 7798 code for a protein of 2042 amino acids. Gene Ontology annotation, biological process: protein dephosphorylation. Gene Ontology annotation, molecular function: protein binding; protein tyrosine phosphatase activity.